This is a messenger RNA of Aureobasidium vineae, 1902 nucleotides long. The record is from the annotation of a GenBank genome assembly. Lineage: Eukaryota; Fungi; Ascomycota; Dothideomycetes; Dothideales; Saccotheciaceae.
AUGGACCUUCCAGAGACACCUGAACAGCUUGCCGCAAACACCAAUCAUCAAGAUGGCAUCAUUCUGCGCCAGAAUGCCUAUGCUGACAUGAGACCUUUCAUCGAACACCUCUGGGAAGAUCGCCGCGCCAUGUGCUGCAACAUCUAUCCCGACCAGUUUCCACGCGGUACCGCCGACAAGGGCGCCACCAAGGAAGAAGAAGACGCAUUUCUGUUUGGCUACUUCUCUGAACGCGACCUCCACCUGCAGGGCGGUCGAUUUCUGAAACAAGUCCUCUACGCCAUCGCCAAGUUCAACGAAGACAGCGUCCUUUCUCAAGCCGAGAAAUGGUGGAAAGAGUACAACUUCUGCUCCAGCUUCGGCAUGGACGCCGCUCAGAUCAGACAAGUUCUUGACUUGCAUCAAGCACCCAACUACCCCGAGUCUUUCUUAGGACGUGUCGUUCUUCUCAUCAGCGAUGGUUUCAGACGUUCUCAGUCUGUCACCGCUAACGACAUGGAGCCCACUCCCUCUUCGCAAGAAGUUGUGCCAAUUACUCAAAACCACCAUCAAUACCAGCAGCAGCAGCAGAGGCCCAGAACUGGCUCGACUCAUGGCACCUCGCUUCUUCGUGGUCAGCAGCAGGCUCAGUCAUACAAUACUCGCUCCUUCUCGCGCCAAUUUCGCGGUGGUCGUAACCGUCGUCCAUCGAUGAGUCCCAUGAUAGCACCCAUGCAACCUCCUUCUAGCUUCCCGGAUCUUGACGCCAACAUCAGCUUUAUUGAUGCUCAGCCCUACCAACCAGUUGGUUUUCCACCUGAUAUGUACUAUUCGCCUCCGAUGUUUGUUCCUGCCCCCGAGUCUCGCAUGCAUCCUGCUCCUGACUACUACUAUGUCGAAAGCGAUGUUUCGCAUAGACGCUCUGGCUCGUUUGGCCAGCGUGGUCAUCAUCUUCCUCCCAGACUGGAUCCGAAUUCCUUCAUACGCUUCAGUGACAACACUCAGCAGCGCUCCUCCUACCCCACACAGUCCUACGGCCAUAGAGGUGGCCACCGCUCUUCCUUCAAUAACUCCAACAGAGCACGUCGAUCUUCUUUCCGCUCUGGUGAUGCGUGGCAAGGAUCUAACAGGGAGACCAGGUCGUUUGAGAGAAGAAUCUAUUCCGACCACCGCGGCUAUGCUCAUCCAGCUGAGCGUGAGCGUAACUACGUGAGAGAGAACUGCUCUCAUUUAGACAUAACUGGAGACCGUCGAGACGAACCCUCACCAACUGACACCAAACUUACUAUGGAGUCUAGUGAACAGACCUUCACUCGACCUGUUUUGCCGUCACUAUCCGAGGACGGCUCUAUCAACAACAGCUCCCCAAAAACGGCUGAAGACGACAGCUUUCAGACUGCUGCCGAGACUCCCACAACAACCCCCACGGAGAAAGUAUCGUGUAAAAAGGCACAGUCUGAUCCACAUUCGCCUGCCAUUACCAGAGAGAGCGACGAAGAUGCUGUUUCAGGGGCUGCCGUCGAGACUUCUCCCACAGUGACCCCUACUGAGGAGGAAGUACACGGUAGAAAUGCAGAGUCUAUUCCACGUUCACCGACUAGCACCAUUGAGAGCGGUGACACUGCAAGCAUGCCGAAUAUUAUUCAGCAGUCGACUGCAGUUGCACAACACGAAUCUCAGAUUACAGGUCCGAGGUCAGGUCCGAAGCAGACUGAGUCUUACAGUCCUUUCGCACGUCGAGCAAACACGAAGAAGAAGGACCCCAAACAGAAGCCAGGCAAAUCAAAGAGCAAGAUUAAGCCUGAGCCAACCCAGUCGAAGCAAAUCAUGGUCGACACCUCGGUGGAUACGAGUCCGGAGACUCGCAUUACUGCUACAGAGGAUCUUACCGAGCAAGGCNCAGAACGACAAUGUCAACCCUGA